AUGGCGGCACCUGGGUUAACACAUGCCUUUGACCUGACCAUCAAUGGACCUCCUGGGUUCGCUUCUGAAGGCAGCUCAUUCUCAAAUUUGAGCGCAGCUUAUGGUCAGUUUCCAAGGCAUGAGACUCGCCGUUUGAAACCUGCUGCUGACGCACUCCGCCUAGUGUACGAGGGAUCUUUGAAAUCCGCGGAUGGAACCAUCGAGAUUCCUUUGUUAGGUGGAACAGACUGGAUGAGACUGCACGAGACUUAUGCAGACAUUGAUGCUCGGGUUUCAUGCGCAACGAAGCCAGGCGCUGCUGGGCCACAGCUGAACUGCGAUGUGAGCUAUCGCGGUAAAAUCGCAUUCCAUGGACCCAUGAAGGCAUUGUGGGCGGGAGAAAAGAGCUCUCUGGAUUGGCAUGAAGGUUAUUAUUACACGUCACCCGUGCUCGAAAGUAGGAGCGAGCAGCUUGCAUGGGUCAACGAGACAGUCUUUCUUGGUAUGGGGAAGAUCACUCUCACUGAGGCUGGCAAUCUACAAGUUGUGUAUCGGAUAUUCAAGGUCCACGCAAAUUAG
Messenger RNA from Thyridium curvatum, 558 nucleotides. RefSeq lists its product as uncharacterized. The transcript has a single exon. Bases 1 to 558 code for a protein of 185 amino acids. The record is from RefSeq and is a predicted model, not a curated record. NCBI's taxonomy places the organism in Eukaryota, Fungi, Ascomycota, Sordariomycetes, Thyridiales, Thyridiaceae.